AUGUCACUUAGAAGAACUUCUUCAGAAGCAACUUGUAUGCCAGUAUAUCGUCGCAGACGUAUUUCGAAAGCUAGGCAUAAUAUUGCAACACACAAUGAGUAUAAGGAUUCAUCAGAUUAUGUUACAAAUAAUGCUCAUGAUCCAGAAGGUGACACUUAUUAUAGAGGCAGAAGUAAGAGGAGUGGAAGAUGUAGGAAGACUAAUGAAGAGAAUAAUGUAGAAACACAUAAAUGCAAUGAAGGCGAUGCAGAUUCAGGUAUUAUUUCAUCGAGGACAAGGGACAAACGUCUUUCCAAAGAUAUAUUAAAAAUUGCCAAUGAUUAUCACAAAUUGGAAAAACGCUUCAAAAGUGUUCAAGAAGAAUGCCAAAUGUUGAACAGAAUGAUGGAGCAAAGAGAGGUAGAGUAUCAAAAAAUGUGUUCUCAAUACGAUGCAAUGGUACAAAUGGUACAGGAAAUGGAGGAAACAAAUGUGCAAUUGAAUAAACGCAAUCAAAAACUUGAAGCUGAAAAAACUCAAUCGGAUGAAGAUAUAACGUUACUGAAAAGUAUUGUUUAUCAGUUGAAUGCUGAAUUGGAAAGGUAUCAAGACAAGAUGAAGGGUCAAAAACUAAAAACUAGUUCUACGGAGUUUGUAAGACAUGGGAAUGAAGGAAGGUACAAUCAAAGGGUUUGGAGUGGUGUUAACUUUCAUGCACUGGGUCCACUCUUGAAUGCUUACCAGCAAAACUUGGCAGAGAAACAGGAACUUGUAAAUAUGUAUGAACAAGAAAUGGCUAAUUUUGGUAAUAGAUGUAAAGAGAUACUUAGCGAGAAUGAACGUAUGCACCAGGAAGUAAAAGAAUUAAAAUCAGAGUGCGAUCGGUAUGCAAAAGAAAUUAAGACGACAAUUGAGAAUACUACCUUGUUAAAGAAACAAAAUGACUUCUUGCAAAAAGAAACCACAGAUUUAAAGAAAGAAUUGACUGAAAUUCGUUCAUCUUACGAAUCGAAGUUUGAGGCUCUUUUAAAACGUAACGAGGUACUUAAAAAAGAACACUCUACUAGUAUGUCCGAAUUGAGCAGUUUUAGAGGAAAGUACGAAGUUUUGAGUAAAGAGUUUGAAAAGAUAAAGACUAAAGAGGACCAAACAGUGCCUAUCACUGUUCACACGGCAGCUGUCGAGGAAUGCAAGACAUUGCUAGAUGAAUUAAAACAUCGAUACGAAACCGAAAAGCGAAAUUUAUCUAAUCAUAUAAGACGCAUUGAAGAGACACGACCAGAGACCGAGAAGGAGCUUGUAAUGAUUACAGCCGAAAGGAAUCAUUUAAAAACCCUCGUCGCAAGCCUCCAAGCUAAUUUGAAGCGAACGCAACGUAAAAACGAGCACCUGCAUAGUCAAGUAUAUUCGACUCGUGUUUCACGUGAUUCAGCGAAGGAGCAAUUAAGCAAGGCGACUGCGUAUUGCGAGGAAUUGUUCUCAGAGUAUGAAAGAAUUGUUUCAGAGAGAGAAAAAUUACUAGCUCUGUUGCGCGAAACAGAGAAAGAAAAUGCAAGCAUCGAUCGUCUUGGGAAAAGCAUUUCCAGCCGGGUUAAUGGUUUGAAAAAUCAACUGGAAAGUGUUCGGAGAGGCGCAAAACAGCAAGUAGAAACGGUGGAGAAGCGUAUAAAGUUACAAGAAGUUCGUGCCCGCAAAAUGAAACAUGAAUAUCGUCGUAAAAUACAGCAGCUGAAAGAGAUAAUUAAGCAGAAAGAUGAGACGAUUGCAAGUCUGCAAGAGAAGCCUAUUGGCCGAAAUAAGUCGACCCGACAUUUGCUUCGGGCGGUCGACGAUGAAAAACUUGAAGCUGUACCAUCGGAGGAAAGAAUUCAUAACUUGUAG
Dufourea novaeangliae is the source of this 1860-nucleotide messenger RNA. RefSeq names its product centrosomal protein of 89 kDa-like. Lineage: Eukaryota; Metazoa; Arthropoda; Insecta; Hymenoptera; Halictidae. Gene Ontology annotation, cellular component: centriole; ciliary transition fiber. Gene Ontology annotation, biological process: cilium assembly; chemical synaptic transmission; mitochondrion organization. The transcript is spliced from 3 exons. Bases 1 to 1860 code for a protein of 619 amino acids. The record is from RefSeq and is a predicted model, not a curated record.